UGCUAGCUAACUGCGUCAGUGUUACGAGACCAAGCGAGCAGUGCACACGAGUUUUCGCAACAUAACAAAGUUAAACCCAUUCUUCAAGGAAGCGUCAAAUAAAACGUGAAAGAAAAAUGAGAAGAGGAGUGACAUUGAUUCCCAAAUUAUUUUCCCAUUGGUGGGAAAUGUUGGAACGACCACACCGGUUGGCUGAUCAACAUUUUGGAAAAGCUUUGCGACCGGAACAAUUUUUUAAUUCAGUAUUUGAAAACAAACUUCCGGUUAGCAUGUAUCCAUACUAUCGACCAUGGAUAGACUGGGAACGAGACGAAGAAAGUGGUUGGUCCAUAAUGAAAAAUGACAAGGAUAAAUUUCGUGUGAUUCUCGAUGUACAGCAAUUUAAACCAGAAGAAGUGAAUGUGAAAGUUGUUGACAACUUCAUUGUUGUAGAGGGGAAACACGAGGAAAAAGCUGACGAUCACGGUAUAAUCUCCAGACAUUUCAUUAGAAAGUAUUUAGUACCAGAUCAAUGUGAUCCUGACAAAGCUACGAGCAGUUUAUCUACGGAUGGUGUUUUAACAAUAACAGCACCAAUAAAGCCAGAAGCUCUUGAAAGAAAGAAAGAAAAGAUCAUUCAAAUCGAACAAACAGGAAAACCAAUAGAUGAUAAAGAAGUUGAAAAAAUAAAACAACGUCAAUAGAAACUUGUCAAUCAACUUUAUACUCUUAGUAUUUUUACCCGUUUUUUACUAUGUUCUUUAGAGUGUGCAAGUGUUUAUGAAUUAUUUGUUGUAUGUCAAAGAAAAAUAUUGGAUAUUGUAUGAUAAAUGUAAGAAUAAAUGAUAGAUAUGAAUAAUAAAAA
This is a messenger RNA of Eufriesea mexicana, 844 nucleotides long. Its product is annotated as protein lethal(2)essential for life. Gene Ontology annotation, biological process: protein refolding; response to heat. Gene Ontology annotation, cellular component: cytoplasm; nucleus. NCBI's taxonomy places the organism in Eukaryota, Metazoa, Arthropoda, Insecta, Hymenoptera, Apidae. The coding region runs from base 117 to 683 and encodes 188 amino acids. The record is from RefSeq and is a predicted model, not a curated record. The transcript is spliced from 2 exons.